UCGUAGUAUUUAUUAUUUACAUUUGUACAAAUAUUGUUAAAAACAUAUUUUGGUUCAUAUUAUAAUUAUAUUUACCCAAAAAACAAUACUUUUGUCUAAUGUGGAAAGAAUUACAAAAAUCGCCAUCAUUUUUCUUAUUGUUUAAAAAAGAAUGUAGAUAUCACAUUAUAAUUACGGAUUACAUCAAAAUAUGGGAAAUUUAUUACUCAGAAGAUGCUUUUCUUAAAUGCCUGAAGGAAAGUAAUUUAGGCUUAGAAAUUAAUACACUAGAGCUCACUGAAAAUGGAACCCAAAUGCUUCUAAAUCCAACAGAAUGUAAGAGUUUAAAUAUAUCACAUAAUGAGUCAUCACUUAUUGUGUCUAUGACUAGGUUUUACGGUUACCCUUUACACUUAAGAAUUGAGCUAAAUGAAGGAUCUCAUGAGUUGUUUUUCCAAGAAGUUACUCAACAACUGCUGAAAACAGUGAAAGACUUAAAAUGUAGUGAAACAAAAUUACGUAAACUGCUUACAAAGAAAGAUGAAGAAAUUGAGGAAUACAAAUCAUUAGGAGGCAAGAUACGAUAUACUGCACUUCCUCCUUAUGAUGACGACACACAUAUGCAAACACAUACAGAAUAUGAAAAAAAUUUUGGUGAAAUAGAGAUUUCCAGUACUAUUCUAGAAAGAAGAAUUAAUGUUUCUAGACAAAAUACCAAUGAAAUAAUGAUUGAUAGUAAGAAAAAUAUUAAACAAGAACCUGUUUCACAAGAAGAUAUCUCAUCAAAUUUAACAACUAGAGAAUCAAAUGAUAUAAAACAAGAAUAUAUAAAGAAUGAAAUAACUCCAAUUAUUCCAACACGAACCAAGAGAAAAAAAAUGCUGAACAUUUAAUGGAAUAUUACGUAUGACAAAUGUCAUACUAAAUAUUUUAUUUUAUUUCUUAAAACUAUGAAAUAUUAAUUUAUUCAAAUUAAUGUAUAUAUAUUUUUUACGUUCAUUCUACUUUGAUUUGAACACUAAACUUUUGUAAUAUAUUUUAUUUAUUUUAUAUAUUAAUGCGAUCAAUUUAAUUUUUCCUAAUGUUUUAACAGAGUUGUAUCUGCGGUGGCAUUAGAAGUAACUUUAGAAGCAAAGAAAUAUUAUUUCAUUUCAUUUUUGAUUAUUUAAAUGUAUGGAAUAGUAUAUUUAAAAAAUAAAGAAACUUGUUACACCAAAUAAAUGAAAUUGUAAAAAAAAUACUUGGUGGUUUGUUGCGCAAAUGCAUGCCUGCUAUAUUAUAUAUUUGAGCAAGAA
Messenger RNA from Vanessa atalanta (red admiral), 1274 nucleotides. RefSeq lists its product as uncharacterized. Gene Ontology annotation, biological process: double-strand break repair. The transcript is spliced from 5 exons. Gene Ontology annotation, cellular component: nucleus. The record is from RefSeq and is a predicted model, not a curated record. The coding region runs from base 99 to 872 and encodes 257 amino acids. NCBI's taxonomy places the organism in Eukaryota, Metazoa, Arthropoda, Insecta, Lepidoptera, Nymphalidae.